Molecule: messenger RNA, 954 nt
Organism: Aspergillus tanneri
Lineage: Eukaryota; Fungi; Ascomycota; Eurotiomycetes; Eurotiales; Aspergillaceae
Product: RNA recognition motif domain-containing protein
Exons: 4
Coding region: 1-954 (317 amino acids)
Biological process (GO): positive regulation of mRNA splicing, via spliceosome
Cellular component (GO): spliceosomal complex
Molecular function (GO): RNA binding
Source: RefSeq, a predicted model, not a curated record
AUGGCUACAGAAUAUGAUAAUGAAAAUGGUCGCUACGACGACGAGCCUCGUUUUGCCCGUGACCGCAGCGCGUCGCCUCGUGAUGAGCCACGCGGUGAUCGCACUCGUAGCCGCUCCCCUAAUGGCCGUUCUGAUGAUCGACCUCCUAUGGACACCCGUAAGGCCGCUCCUGAUGACGAUGAAGAAGGGGCAUUGAACACUGGCUCCAAUCUUUUCGUCACUGGUAUCCACCCUCGUCUCACCGAGUCGGAUAUCUCGCGUCUUUUUGAGAAGUACGGCGAUGUUGAAAACUGCUCGAUCAUGGUCGACCCUCACACCAAGGAAUCUCGCGGCUUUGGCUUCGUCAAGAUGGUGACGGCCGAGCAGGCGGAUGCUGCCAAGGAAGGCCUGCAGGGCGAGGUCAUCGAAGGCCGCACCCUGAGCAUUGAGAAGGCCCGUCGUAGCCGUCCUCGCACCCCUACCCCUGGCAAAUACUUUGGUCCUCCCAAGCGUGACUUCCGUGGCGGAGGACAUGGUGGUGGUCGCGGCCGUGGCGAUCGCUUUGAUGACCGACGCGGCGGAUAUGGAGGUAGCUGGCGCCGUAAUGACGACUACCGCUAUGGUCGCUAUGACUCGUACAGUGAUCGUCGGGAUUACGGCGGUCGUGAUUACCGUGACUAUGGCCGCCGCGAAUACCGUGAAGAAUACAGUGGUGGUGGUGGUGGUGGCGGUAGCUACCGUGGUGGCAUCGACCGCUAUGCCUCUGGCGGCCGUGAAGACCGGUACAGCCGUGAAGAUCGCCGUGAAGACCGUCGUGAAGAACGCCGUGGCGGUGGCGGCGGUGGUAGCAGCGGCGGCGGCUAUUACGAUCGCGAUGCUAACCCUCCUAGCUACGGCGGCCAUGGACCUUCCUCCCGUGAGGCAUAUGGCGGUCGCUCUUACGAACCCCGUGAUGACCGAUACAGCUCCCGGUAG